This is a messenger RNA of Helicoverpa zea (corn earworm), 841 nucleotides long. RefSeq names its product ankyrin repeat domain-containing protein 49-like (gene Ankrd49). NCBI's taxonomy places the organism in Eukaryota, Metazoa, Arthropoda, Insecta, Lepidoptera, Noctuidae. Gene Ontology annotation, molecular function: protein binding. The record is from RefSeq and is a predicted model, not a curated record. Bases 103 to 816 code for a protein of 237 amino acids. The transcript has 3 exons.
AUAUGAUUGAUUGCGGAAUUUUAUUGACUUGAAUUGAAAAGUUGUUUGAAUAGCAAGUGAAUUUUUGUGUUCUAAUUCUGUUGAAUUAAACAAUAUAUAAAAAUGGAAAUGUCAGAUUCGGAAGAUGAAAACAAGGAAAUUAAAAGCUUCGAAGAAAUUCAUGAUGAGAUCCAAGAGUAUAAAAGAAACCCUGAAACUUCUGAAAUGUUUGUAUCUGGAUGGGAUGAUGCUGAUCAAGACGUCGAUGUGGUUAAGGAUCCCAAAGCAAAUCCCAUUGACUAUGUUUUAUGGGCAGCAGAGAAUGGUGAAAUCUGUAUUUUGAGAGAACUACUGAAAAAACAGCCAGGUCUUGUUCACGCACAAGAUGCUGAUGGCUACACACCACUUCACCGGGCAGCAUACAGUAAUCAUAUUGAGGUCAUAUCAUACUUAUUAAGUAUUGGAGCUAAUUUAAACACCAAAACACAGCUCGGGUGGACAGCAUUACAUUCGGCAUCUAACUGGAAUAAUUAUAUAGCUGCUGCUAGACUAUUAGCUGCUGGUGCAGAUCCAGGGGCCCUGUCUGAUGGAGGACAAACCCCCAUGCAUUUAGCAGCAGCAAUAAGUCAUUGUAAGUCAACAUUAUUAAUUUUGUUUUUGAGAGAUGAUACUGUGGAAAUAGCUCAUAAAAAAAAUAGUGCUAAUGAAACUCCAGAACAGUUAGCUCAAAGACAUGGAAUAUACGGCCCUCUAUUUGAGAUGGUGUCACCAGCAGUGUCAUAUAUAAAAUCUAUAGCAUUUACUUCUAAUCCAUAUUUAAGACAAAAGUCUGUAUAAAGAUAAUAAAUAAGCAAAUCAAAUA